This is a messenger RNA of Amoebophrya sp. A25, 1449 nucleotides long. The record is from the annotation of a GenBank genome assembly. Lineage: Eukaryota; Dinophyceae; Syndiniales; Amoebophryaceae.
AUCUCCUGGAGGCAAGAACUUAGUUUGUGAGCGUGGUGGCCACGUUUCGAAUGCUCUCAACUCGCCGCGUGGCCUUGGUGGAGUCGCCAGUGGUGUAUCAGGAGCAUCAAGUUCAUCAAGUAGAGCAAACCCUGGCGUUGUACUUCUACCUGAACAUGAUCAGCUACAACAACAGGAGACCUUUAAUGACGUGGUGGACCACCUCGUCCAGAACCCCAGUACCGGAGAUUCUCCACCAUUGUCACCACUGACAGCUUCUCCACCUCCGACAGAUACGAAGGUCGGGAAUAUGUUGUUUGUGCCGAAAAUGCGAUUACAUCAUCCGCCACCAGAACUGGAUCUCUACUAUGAAAACGAUUACUAUGAGGAUGAAGACGACGGGCUGGCUGGCGACCGAGAAAGCGAACAUCAUGAAUCGCUCUCAUCUAGUAGAGUUGGCGCUGCGACUAGUGGUAAUGGAAGAAGUGGCCCACUUCGUCAUGGUGUCGGCAACGGAGGAUCAUCUGAUCAUGGCGCUAAAACGUUUACGAUUUCGACACCAGCACCCACAGCAAGAGGAGAAAGAAAAACACCGAGGGAAAGCCGUAUGGAAACGAUUUAGGAUUUCGAUUACAUCAUGUGAAUACCUAGGUAGAAGAAAAAGGAAAAGGCGGUUUUUAUUCUACAAAUGGUUCAUCCCUGAUCUGAUGCUCUUCCUUUUUCUUUUUUUAUUUUUUCAUAAGUAGGCAAGUCUGAACCAUCACAGGUACGAUUUUUCACCAAGUUUCCGUUUGCGUGUUGAAGUUCGCUCCGUUACCUCAAGUAGUACAUACUGUUAUUCUACAAAUUGUAAUCGUUCUACCUAGUAUAAUUAUUCUGACUGAAGAUUAUUUAUCAGUCAGCGACCCUUUUUACAGCAACCCAUUUGCAUUUUCUUCAUUGCUCUUCUCUCCGGGUCCGGCGUAUCCUCGACUUCGAGCAGGGUCGAAUACUUUGAUAUGGGGGCUCCAGCAUCACGAAGUGGCACCGGGAGAGACCGCUUUCUGAGUAGAACAGCGAGCAGCAGUUCGAAGGGCAGCAAUGCCUCCAGCAGAUUGCACGGAACAGGAGCGCAGAAUCCUUUCUAUCAGGCGUUUGGAGCGAAAGCAGCGGAUGACUAUCGACUGCAGAGGCUUCCAAAAGCGACCGGAGCUACAACUUCGCUGACAUCUUCUCCACUGGAUCUGCCUCACACGAGUCAAAACGUUGGAGGAUUCGAUUUUGAAGAUGUUCAUCACUUACUUGACUCAACCUCAACGCCGUCACUAGGCGGUGGAGCUGCAUACCCAGCACAGUACAAUUUUGACGUAGGAACAUCAGAGGAACUACUUGGUACAACUCCAUUGCGACAGCCUCAGCCUGCCCACGACGCUUGGUUUGGCUGGCGCAUAGCGACUCAGGAUAGUCGGAUUUUUUUCUACAGGGAACCGC